AUGAAGGGAGAUUGUGGUUUUUUCAAAUGGUGCAAUGAUUCUACUGUUGCAGCUAAUCGUUCUCAUGCAGUCACCACUUCUAAACUUCAUCAAAACAUACAUGAAACGAGCCACAAAGGCUAUAGUGCAAGUGGUUCUUCUUGUUUUAAAUGUGGAAAGGACGGACACUGGGCGAAAGAUUGUCUUAUGUCUUCAUCCCACCCCCCUGCUGAGAUGGGACGAAUAUCUGUAUCAUCAGGUACUUGUUAUAAGUGUGGAAAGCCUGGGCACUGGGCAAAGGAUUGCUCUUCAAGGGCAGAUGAGAGAAUGAAGUCGGGGCACUAACCGAUUUCUACUUUGGGAGUUCUGAUGUAGCUGUAAAUGAAUCGUUUACUGCUUUUAGUGGACUGUUGAUAUGGAAUCAAACUACUCAAACAUGAACUAGUAUGGUGUAAAUUUGUUGAUUAGGCUUUGUUUGAAGAAUCAAGUAUCAGCUUAGUGCUCGCUCACUUCUUGUGGCAUUCUAGUAGCUAAUGCUACUGCUUUAAUAAGCUGACUAAAUGUUGAUGUAGAAGCUGGGGCAUGGCUCCUCUUCUAUUACAAUAAAACAGCACAUGUGCUGUUAAUCCAAACAACAUCGUAUUGAUGAGUUUUGGUGCAUGAAAAACAUUUU
Messenger RNA from Ilex paraguariensis (yerba mate), 652 nucleotides. The record is from the annotation of a GenBank genome assembly. NCBI's taxonomy places the organism in Eukaryota, Viridiplantae, Streptophyta, Magnoliopsida, Aquifoliales, Aquifoliaceae.